Molecule: messenger RNA, 873 nt
Organism: Fulvia fulva
Lineage: Eukaryota; Fungi; Ascomycota; Dothideomycetes; Mycosphaerellales; Mycosphaerellaceae
Exons: 1
Coding region: 1-873 (290 amino acids)
Biological process (GO): mitochondrial fission
Cellular component (GO): mitochondrion
Source: RefSeq, a predicted model, not a curated record
AUGUCCCGCGACAGCAAAACCGCCGCCGACGACCUGACCCGGUCCAAGACCACAUCCCUCACCAACAACACCCGACCCGACGCCGACAGACUCGACACCAUCCCGCACGAACGCAAAGAAACCCGUCCCGACUUCUCCAAACCCCUCCCGCGCCAAAAACUCCCCACAGACCUCCAAAAGACGCUCGACAAUGAAGAGAAAUUCUGGGAAGUCCUCUCCACCGGCGAAGGCCAAGAAACCACCGACACCUCAGUCCGCUACGCCGCCUACGCCUCCCGUCUGCGCACAAUCAUGCUCAGCGCCCACCGCUACGUGGCAUAUACCUCAGACAUUGGCGAGAGUUUCCGACCCGUAGCGCAUCCCUAUCUAAUACGAGGCGCAUACGGUGUAAGUUGGGCAUACCUGAUCGGCGACGUGAGUUACGAGGGCUACAAAGCGCGGAUCCGCAACCAGCGCGUUCUGAACCCGGAGACGGAGGAAGAUAAGGCUGCUGCUGCGGCGGACCCAGGACGGGGUGUGCCUGCGAUUGAGGAUUACAGGGCUGUUAUGGCGCAGAGGGCGAUAUUUCAGGGUGUGGCUAGUAUGGGGUUGCCGGCGCUCACGAUUCACAGUAUUGUGAGGUACUCGGGGAGGGCGAUGAAGAAUGUGAAGAAUGUGAGGAUACGGACGUGGGGGCCGAUUGGGCUGGGGCUGGCGGCUGUUCCGGCUUUGCCGUACAUGUUUGACGAGCCGGUCGAGCAUGCGACGGAGUGGAUUUCCCAUAGGGCGUUUGAGGCGGUUGGUGGGCCGAAGGCAGUGGGUAAAGAUGCAGAGGGCAGAGGGGCAGGGCUCGAGGAGAAGAGGGAGGGGCGAAAGGCUGAGAAGGAGCUGUAG